AGAGCUGAAUGGAGGCAGCCUCUUCCUGGUGGAUAAACAGUGACAGCUACAGGGCAGCCACCUAGACCCAGCACACAGGCUCUGCGCUGCCCUGGCAAACAACACCAAAAUGGCUUCAGACAGUACACACAUCGCGCAGUUGACUUCUGGUGAGUAAAGGAGAUCGGAAAAUAUGUCAUGGUUGUUGUAAUAUCCCCCCAAUUUCCUCGGUGCCCUCUUCUAACGCAGCUCCCGUCCUCUUCUCCCCCUCCAACCAUACCAGAACUGUACUUCCUAAUAGCCCGAUUUCUAGAAGCUGGACCGUGUCAAAAAGCAGCCGAGGUUGGUGUUUUUGUAUUUUAGGAUAAUUUAUAACAUAUCCGAAAUUGUCACGAGGUGUAAUUUUGUAUUUUUAUCCUAUUUUCAGACCCUGAUAAGGGAGGUGGAGGAGAAGGAGGUAAGCAGUCAGCAAGACGAGAGAUGCUUCUCUCUGCACUGUACUUUGUGAUGUUGCUUUUACUCUGAUUUACCAUUUACUGAUUUAAAACAUCACUUCAUACAUUUAUAUUCCGGAUGAUCACAGUCUGCACUAUUUUUCCGUCUCAGCUGCUACCCCAAAGACUGGACUGGACAGGGCAGGAACACCCCGGGACGUACGAAAAUUUGGUAAGGGAGCCCUAUAACUGAGGAAAAAGUUUUUAGAGAGCAAAAUAAAAAUUGAAUUUCCCGCAAUUUUUAAAUCAGGUGGCUGAGAAAAAACUGAAAAGGACUUUGCAGGGCGAGCUGGCUGCAGGUUGGGGCCGAUAUAGGGGCACCAAGGGGUCGGAUCCCAGAGUUUUACGCACGGUGGUGUGCGAGUUUGAUCCCAUGCAUGUCCAAAAGGUUGUAAUAGUUGUUGGAAAAAUGUGUGUGAAAUGUUGAUACGUCAUGAGUGUUGUGGUGUAGGAGCGCCAGGAUCCGGAGGAGGGACUCCCUGCGCCACAAGCCAGAGAGAGAUGGAGGCGCUCUUGUCCUGCUAGAAACAUAAUUUGUGUGCAUGGGCUGAAAACACACAGGGGGCAAGAGUUUGAAAACAGGACAUUUUGAGGAGAAUAUAAAGAGUAUAUUCAGUUAAGCUGGAGUUGCAGCUCCCCCCCGGUUGACUUCGGGCUGCUGCGCGCAUGUUUGUGGAGACAUUUCUCAGAGCGGGGUUUUUUGGAGGAUUGUUGGUGCAAGCUCGGGUGGAAAAGAAGAGAUGAGUUUUUGUGAAGAUGCGAGGUAAUAUUAGACUGCUAUCUUAUCAUGGCUUUUAUUAAUUGAGGCUAAUUGUCAUGUAAACAAACACGGCUCGCUUGAAAGCGCAGUUUACGCAUGGGGGCGUGGAGAGAAUUAAUCAUCGCGCAUGUAUUUAUUCACCUCCACUUUUUACGCACGAUAGCGCUUUUUAACUUUAUUCCUAUUUUACGCGUUAAAUUUACAUAAUUAUAAGAUGAUAACCUUUGGCCUGUUUUAUCCUAAAAUACCGGAUUUUUUUGGCUUCUUCCUCUCAAACACACGCAGAGGAACAGAAGGAUAUCCACGUUGCGUGAAGUGUACAUUUACCAGAGUGAACAUUUAUUCGCUUUGGAAAUAAUUGCCAGCGUCUCUCUCUGCCUGAUCGUGUGUGUUUUUCUCUCCUCUCCCCUUCCUGCUCGGCUCUCCCCUUCCUCCUCCUCCCCUCCUCCCCUCCUCCUCCUCCUCCUCCCAUGCUCAGCCGAUCAGCCUGCCUCCUGUCUAUUGUGCAUAAUUUCCUACGAUUAAAAAUAUACUGCAGAGGUUGUUUUUUUUAAUUAUCAGACAAAAUGGAGACAGGAUGUUUGGAGGCAGAGGAUGGUAUGUUUUGAAGCGGUGUUUUGUGGGAUGAUGUCUGGCUCAGGCACGGGUAGGGGGGUUGGGCAACAAUAAGAAAUCAACCUGGACUUAAAUGGUAUUGUAAUAAUCAAGGAUAUUAAUUAGGGCUGAUUAAUUAAGGCUAAUUAAUUAGAUGUAUAAUUAUAGCUUUUUUGCAUGUAAUAUAAGCAGAAACACAAUAUACAGACAAUGAACUUGUCCUUUUGAAUGUAAAUUUAAGCUUAUUUUAUAUUUUGACCAUAUUUUCACCAAAUUAUUCAUUUCAAUUUUGCAAUUUUUAAAUGAAGUCCAGCAGAAUUGUGCAAAAGUGAUAUUGAUUUUUUGCAGGAUGUGUUGAAAUAGGAAGUGAUAUUUGUAGAGAGACUGCAAGCAUGCCUCUAUUUAGGUGCCACGUGCAGCUGAUACAGGGGGCGAGUGCUAUCCAUUACCCUUUAGAAGCAAGUAAAAUGGAGCGAAUUGUUGUUACACAUCUCUCUGUUUUUUACGUGUGUGUCAAUCUGGGCUUUGUGUGUGCACCUAAGAGGAGCCUGUGAGCUGAUAUGUGCUUAGAAACACUGAUCACGUCUCUGAACCAGCAAGGAUGUUGAAAGCAAUUAAGGGGUCAUUAAUUUGUAUGUGUGUGUGAGUGUGUGUGUGUGUGUGUGUCCCAGUGAAGUCUUGCUGUCAGUAUCCAGAUAUGCGCACUGAGUUAAUGCAUGUGCCAGUGGAUUAAUUCUUUAGUCUCAGGCUUUUUGACCCCUCUUAGAUAUUUAAAUCAGUUUUCUCCUUAUUAACAUGUCUUGUCUUUAAAUAAAUACAUUAUAAUAACUCAGCGUCCCAGCAUUAGCACACAGCAGCUUUUUCACCCUGCUGUCGCUCAGGUGAUAGGCCCCAUGUGUCAGAGGAUUCGGACACACACUGUGUUUAUAACAGCGUGGCCUACAUACUGUCUGCUUCAUGCUUACGUAGAGUGCCACACCCCCUUCUCUGCUGCUUUACUCCACAAGCCUGUGAACUGGAUCUGUAGUCCCUUUUAAAAGACAGGGGCAAACAUUUCCAAACAGAAAAACAAAGACUAAUCAUUUAUUAAAAGCUGUUAUAUUUUCAUUUAAUAUUUAAUAAUUUUAUCAUAGUGCUUGAAUCGUUUUUGAGAUAAUGGAUGUUUUCACUUCAGUUUUUUUUCUCAGCUACCUCACUCUCUUUUUUUUUCCUGAAACUCUCAGGGAAAAAUUCAUUUGAUUCAUUUUUUAGAGAACGCACCGUUGCUUUAGAAAUACGAAACUCCAAUUUAGGUUGUGACCUUGUCUUUCACUUUUAUUCAUUCUGCAGAAAGUGAUUUUGUUUGUGUGUUCAUACUCAAGUGGUUGAAAAUAAAUGGACUCUGGCCAAAUAGUAAACCCUUUUGUCCACAUGCUGUAUUUGCUUUUGAAUGCUGAACUGAAUCCAAGAGGACCCACUAGAAAAUAUUUUGUUAUCAGUAAUAUUUUGGUGUUUUAAUGAUUUUUUUUAGAGAGAGCUUUAGAUAUUUUGUGGAUCUGUCUUAACUGUUUUUUAUGUACACAUCUGUCGUGUGUCUGUGUUUGUCAUAGGUGAAGCUAUACCGGCACAUCAGCGCGGAUCACCUGCUGCAGAUCUGCUCCAGAGUAUGUCCUCUACUAGAGAAGGAGGUACCUGCCAGCGUCCCCGGGCUCACCAGCCUUCUGGGCGCCGGCAGGCAGAAUCUCCUCCGCACGACCAAGAGUGAGUCGAUCUAUUCCAUUCACACAUGAGCUGCUUUAAUGUGAACAUAUGCAUGCCUGAUGCAAUUUCUGUAAUACAUCUCUGCAGAGACCUCAUGUAAAUACAUGCUGUCAUGCUUUUAUGCAAAUUUACUGCCGGUGCAUGCAUAAAGAACAGCUCACUCAGACGAGCCAGAAGACAAACUGUAUUAUAGGUGUGUGUUUACGCAUCCGUCCGGUGUUCACUCUCUCUAGGUUGCAAACAUGUUGUGUGGAAGGGCUCGGCGCUUGCUGCGCUGCACUGUGGGCGUCCACCGGAGCCGCCAAUUAUCUAUGGGAGCCCACCUAAUAUUGGUAAAGAAAACAGUCAUUUUUUUUCUGUGCCUUUGUUUUUAACUGUAUGAGUCAGACUGUAUUUUCCUGCCAAGGUCUUCACUUUGAACAGCAUUUGCUGUGACUUUAUUGUUGAUUUUCCUCGGCAUCACAGCGCAUUUUUGCACAUUUGUGGCCUAUUUUCAUAUUCUUUCAAGUCUGUCAUAAAACAAGUAAGACGCCAUUUCUUUGUCGCUGAUUUUUUCCCCUCGCACUGACAUCGUCCUUUCUGUUCCUGUGACGUCUCUUUCCAUCUAGUUGAGACAAACUUUGGCCGCCGGCUGAAUGGCUCCUACCGUCUGCGGCAGCUGGUGCCUACAGCUGUGUACCAGCACAUGAAGAUGCACAAAAGGAUCCUGGGACACCUGUCAUCCGUGUACUGCGUCACCUUUGACAGGACAGGGCGACGCAUAUUCACGGUAAGGCUGCAAAUCUGAGCUACGCUUGUGUGUUUUCUUCCGCUGGGUGCCUGCGAUACCUGAAUGAGCCCGUUCAAGGUGAUUUCAGCGGCUUUGUUGUGCUGUCGUCUCUUCCCUGUUUUUAUGCAGAGUCACCUUUUGUACGCUGAAUUUGACUGUUAAAAGCUUUUGUUUUGCUUACUAAGAUAACCAAGCCUCUGUUAACCCUGAUGCUAAUGUUCUCGUUGGGUAUAAUUACUGUUUACCUUAUUGUGGUUUGAUGCUUUUACUGAGUGACUCAUAGUUAAAGCUGAGUUCAUCCUGCAGGGGGAAAAAAAUCAACACAUUUUUAGCACAGCUAUUGAACUUUUAAAGAAGAAGAAGAGGACUCACGGUCUCUUUUAGAGCUGGGCAGAUUUUGUUUGUGGAGUUGGACUUGGCAUGUCAUUCUAGUGUCUCAUAAAACCAUCUCAUGUGAAGAAAUGAGGGUCUGAUUUUAGUAAUAAUGAUGCUGCUACAUGUAAAACUAAAGCUAUAUUAAUGUGACAUAAAAAUGUGAUCAUCGGCGAUAAUAGGGACUCUCCUAUUUAUAUAAAAUGAGAUGUUGUUAAUGAUAUCUAAUUAAAACAACGUUUAAGAAAAUCAGCUCUCAUUUAUAAAGUUAUUUAUUAGUGACUGAAAUAUCUCCAGCUUGGCAGGGUGUAUCUGGGGUCCAAAGUAGUCAAAAGUUUUUUUGAAACCUUCCCUCUUGGCUGCUUCAGUUGGCACCGUAUCCUUUGCAGUGUGACUGUGUUUAUUAUUUCUUGCCAUCUGUUGCCCUUCUUGUUGUAAGACACCUGUCUGCUGAGUGACUCUGCCAAAGUUGGCUGAUUUUUUUUUUUUUUGGUGUUGUUUUGCUGGUACCUGGGCUGAUGAGUUGUGGUAGACUCCAGAAGCUUUUCAUACUCUUCAUAUCCUGUGUGGUGGUUUAUUUUGCAGAUAGUGGCAGAUAGUUAAACAAGUUAGUUGUUUAUCUUUCUUUAACGGCUUUUGUGCUACAUCCGUCUUUCUGAAGCCGAACCACCUCCAUGGAGAUCCACGUUGAUUCUGAGGCUGCUAGUGUUUGUGUUUUUUGCUCCAUGCUGGCAUCCUCUACUGGCUUAGCUUGUUUUUUUUUUACAUGUUUUUAUUGGGCCCUGGCUGAUGUUUUAAAUUUUUUACGAAGUUAUAAAAAAUAUGUUUACUGUAGAUAUCUACAGCAUACUAUCUACUGUAGAUAUACUGUAGGCUACUGCCUCUGCGUCUUAAUUCACGUUACACAUUUCCGGUCCGGUCUCAUCUGGAGACAUGCAGCUGCCUUAGUAAGAGAAGUAGCUUGAUCAUGUCAUGUGUACUGUUGUUUAUUCUACCUUUACUAGAACGGCUAACAGUUUAGCAAGGCUAAUAGCAGAUGGCUAACUCUAGCUUCAGCUUGCAUAUUACACGGUGCUUCACCGUUAACUCAGCGUGACUGAGACUAGCACAGCAGGGAACAUCGUGAAGUGGGUUGAACUGAAACUUGUUGACUUAUUGUGUUUUUCACAAACUGGUUUAUUUACCGUUGAGGCGGACCACUCUCGUCCUGCUGCAGAUCGGUUACUCUGCUGUGCUGUGAGGUAGUUAGUGGAUGAAGAUUGUCAUGAGGUCGCUGCGCCAUCUACAGGAUAAGUCGGGGAACUUUUCAAAUGGCGCAACAUUUUCGAAGUGAAACCGAAUCUCAUUCUCUGCAUUUUAUUUCUGAAAAUAUCUGCGAAAAUCAGCGAGUUUUGGACAAUUAUCGAUUAGUCUCAAACUGGCUAAAAGUUGCCGAUUUAAUCGGCUCGCCGAUAAAUCAACAUUUUCUUGCAAAGCAGAUACAACAGAGAGAACAUAAAACAUAGCAUUAGCAACAGUGCACAGAAUACAGACACUGAAGCCUGACAGGGGAAGAUAAAUUAAAUAAAAUGAAUACAUUCAUAAAAAAUCUAAUCAGUAAAAAUGGUAGUAAAAGUAAUUCAAAAAGAUAAUUAUAACAGAGACAAGUUGUCAGGGAGUUCAAGGAGGACAGAAUAACAUACUCAAAUUUAAUAGCGUACCACAUAGCUUAGCUUGUUGAGAUAUGUGAACCCUCGGUCUGCAUGUACAUUAGUCUUUCCCACUAGGCUUGAUUACAUUCAGAUAUUACGUGUCUGCAGAGCAAGCGGCUGCAGUUUCAGAACCUCAGCUCUUGGCUGUAUGUCCAGGAUCCUUAUGUUGUUCUAACAGUUAGAGUUAAAGUAAGGACUGGUUGGUGACUUUGCAAACAACAAGAGUCUUAAAAUUAUUGCCCUGAAAGAAGAACCAAAGAAAAAAAAAAAUAGAAAAACCCAAAUAUCAGAUUAUAUCGACCUGCAUCUAAAAUCUCAGAUAUCAGCACUCCAAUACAAGCAGUCCAUUCCAAACUCUGCUCUGGCACCUCUAUCUCGCAGCGCUCUGAUCCAGCAAGCUGAGCCCACAAAAUCACAACAACAGUGUGUACUUAGGUACUAACAAAGUAGCAAGGAGUAGGAGUGAUGUCAGCUGUGUGGCAGUAUUUUCUGUUUAAGUCUGAAAAAGAUUGAAGGCUACAAUAUCGGUAUCGUAUCGAAAGUCGUCAAGUUGUAUCGGGACACCCUUAGUGGAGUCUUUAUUGUAUAUUCAUUGAGUGUUUUGCUAAUUUCCACAAGCAAACAUGCAUCUGAAAUGCUUAUGAACUUUCAAAAACAUACCCCACCUUUAAAGAAAAAUGAAUCAACAACAUACAUUCAUAAAAAAAACCAAAAACAUACAUUUUAAAAAAAGCAACUUGUUCUCAAAAUGCUGAAUUUGGAAUAUUACAAACUCAAACUCAAAGCUUUGCCUAAAUGCCUUUAGAAAGUGUUUAACCAGCAUCUUCUACAGAAGUCACACAUGAACCAGAGGAAGUCUUCUUAAGAUGUGUGAUGAUAAAAAGUUGAUAAAAAGUCUUUAAAGAGUCUGUUCACAUCAGGGUUUAGAGGCCAAAGAAUCACUGCAGGUUUUUUUUUUUAAGGUAUUCAGGCUCAAGGUCAGGACUUAAGGUGCACACAGACUCUUAGUACUUUUUUAAAUGAGCCCUAUAGAAAGUUUCAACCAAGUUUUUAAGAGAGUUUACCCUUGACACACGUCCUACAGCAUGAAGAUUUCUCUCUUCAGGAGGCAACAGGAUGUGAAAAGGAUGCUGCUGUAGUAGUUUCACAAGGUUUACAAAUUAUUUUUUGAGGCUGAUGCCAAUGCCAAUACUGAUUAUUGGGGGGGAAAAAAGUCCGAUUUUGAUUAAUUUUUAAAUUUUUUAUGAAGUUAUAAAAAAUAAAUAUAUAUACAGUAGAUAUCUACAGUGUACUAAAUACUGUAGAUGUACUGUAGGCUACUGCUCUUUACGCCGACAGGAAGACUGACCGAUCAAACUCGGACCAGAAAAGCAUUUUCAACUAACCCCCGCGUGCGCCGAUCGGUGCCUCUGUGUCUUAACUCACGUUCCACAUUUCCGGUCCGGUCUCAUCUGGAGACAUGUAGCUGCCUCAGUAAGAGAAGUAGCUCGAUCACAUAAUGUGUACUGUUGUUUAUUCUAUCAUUACUGGUGCGGCUAACAGUGUAGCAAGGCUAAUAGCAGGUGGCUAACUCUAACUUUAGCUUGCAUAUUAAAUGGUGAUUCAUCGUUAACUCAGCGGGGAACAUCGCAAAGUGAGAUGAACUGAAACUUGUUGACUUAUUGUCUACUUCACAAACUAGUUUAUUUACCGUUGAGGCGGACCACUCUCCUCGAUGCGUCCCUGAGCUGCCUGCUUCAGAUCCGUCACUCUGCUGUGCUGUGAGGUAGUUAGUGGAUGAAGAUUGUCAUGAGGUCGCUGCGCCAUCUACAGGAUAAGUCAGGGAACUCUUCAAAUGGCGGAACAUUUUUGAAGUGAAACCGAAUCUUAUUCUUAGCCUUUUAUUUCUGAAAAUAUUGGUGAAAAUCAGCAAGUUUUGUGCAAUUAUCGAUGAGUCUCAAACGGGCUAAAAUUGGCCCUAAUGAUGUUGACUGUUCAGUCUUCUUAUUGUUGCCAGGUAUAAUUGCACACGCUCACAGUAUAAAGAAGAGUAUACAGGAGCUUUACUGCGUGCAUGAGGAAAACACCAGUUGCUUGUGUGAGUUUUGAAUACAGCCAGAGACUUUCAAACAGUGGAGCAAGCUAAUCUGACAUUACUUUAGCUCAGCUUGUAGCAUCCGCACCCCUGUUGAAAAGUUCCAGAGCCAUCCUGAUUUUGCUGAAAUGAAACAGCUUUUUUUUUUAUUUUUAUUCAGGGCUUCUUACUGGUUUGAGUCUUGUUGGAGAGAGAGGGAGACUUUUGCAACUUGGCUUGGACGUCCUGUGUUGCAAAAGAGUGCCAAAGAAUCGCUGCGACUUAAUACAAAAGUGCAGUCGGCGUUUAAAGAGCGUUUUAAAUCACAGGGUCUUUUUGUUUUUUUGAGAGUAGAGGAGCUCUGUGCUGGUUUUUUUUUUGGCUCUUAUUUAAACCUUGUGGACACUUAAAAGUUAAUUUUGAGUCUCUUUUUUUUCUCAUUACUCCGUGAACAACGAGGAACUGAAAAAAAAACAGAAGCCUGAUGAUGCAAACAGGGAAAUUACAGAAGAAAUAUCAACAUGUGGAGGUUGACCUUUGCCCUCUGGAUGCCCCUCGUGUAAACGUGCUGCGCCAGUUACUGUUUCAGCGUGCUCAUGUGAGCGAUACAGUUCGAGUGAAGGGGGUAAAUAUUAAAGGAACAAUAAGUUAAUGUUGAAUCUUUGUCGCCGUCCUUCUGUUUGGAUCCUGGAGUCAAACACUGCCUGCUGCUAUACACCAUUUUCAGCUUUCACUUCUUAAAUCUCUAAAAAUGGCUGGCUGCUGAGAGGGAGAGGAGGGAGGGAGUGUGUGUGUGGGGGGUUAGAUUGACUCUCUGUCUCUUUUCCUGUUAUCUCUCUUUCCACCGUUCUUACACUCCCCGCUCAUGCUCUCUCUCUCUCUGUCUCUCUCCCCCUGUCUUCCCUCAUCCUGCGCUGCCCCUCCUUUGUUCCUCUCCUCCCGUCUCCCCCCGUCUUCUUGCUAUUUCACAUCAUAACUGGAGAAAAUGUUUCCUCUGAGGCGCUGGCUAAGUGCCAAAAUUAAAAUUCAUUCUUGGCCUCUCUCUCUUUCUCUCUCUCUCUUUCUCUCUCUCUCCUUUCUUUUUUUCUCUCUCCUUGCUCGUGUGUUUUUUUCUUCCUUCUUGCUGUUUCCUUUCAUCACAAGAUGAUUUUUAUUUAUAUAUUUUCUUAUUUUAGGAUCCCUUCAGUCUUUUUUACCUUAGACUUUACCGCAGCGGUGGGCAGAUUGAUUGAAAAUUGAUAGUUUUAUUUAGUCUUAACAUUCACGGUAAUCAUUUGUGAUCAAUGAGCAGAGUGUAUGUCUUUGUGUUAAACCGAUAACUGGCAAACAGCCACAUUGAUUUGUGUAAUAUAGCUUUAAAAAUGGCUGCAAACUCAUUAUCAUGGCCACCGAGAGACACAAAUUAGACUAGCUGGUAGGUGUUGUUCGUCCCUGAUACGGUUGCAAACAUAACUUGACGUCUAUAACGGUGAAAAAGUUCAUGCAAAGUCCCCCUGCAACUCUCUCUUCUGCCUCUCAUUUUGGGUGUAUUUCUUUUUCUUUCUCUUGUCGUCCUUGAGCUCUCUGUGAAUCACCGAGGGGACGCUUGCUGUUUUGAUCAGUCCGCACGAAACAGCAGCUCCAGUCUGACUCCGUUCUGCUGGUGAUGGAGCGGCUGAUUAUGAUUUAUUCAAAGGAGGGGGUUGAUGCUCUGUUUUCAUCUCACAUUUCCUCCAAACUCUCUGCUGAUACUGAUAGCGUGGCCUGUUUUAUAAAACACAGCGCAGUUACAAAAGGAUGGAUGUCUCUGAAGGUAUCCUCAAAAUACAGUCGGUUUGAUUGGAAACUUGAUAAUUAUGUGUUGAACGUUAUUGUGCAAUCAUGAUUUGUGAAUUGAUUUCCAGCCCUGUAUUUCAGACUUAGUCACCAGUCACUGUUUAUUUCCUGCUUCCUCAAAUCACACAUCUCCUUUUUCAGACAGAAAUCAUGUCACAGUGUGUUUUUGCAUCCCCACUUUGUGGCUACAUGUUGUUUUUGAAAUGAUUUUGACAUAAUCAGUAAUCAAGGCGCAGGAGGGUCUGGCACCAUGUUAAAUCACAAACUCUUUAACCCUUUACAAGCUGCUUUAAACAAAUGAAGUCUGCGGCAGCUGCUCACUCAGGUCUUACAUGUUUGAUUAUGAAUAAAGACAGUGUAGGAAGGUGCUUCAAGGCAACAAAACUUCAAGUCAUUUUGAUUUUAUGAAUUAUUUAUUGAUAUGACUCUGUCAGUCUGUUCUUUGCAUUGCUUUUACUUUGUUUAUCUUAUUAAUAAUUAUGCUACAAAGGCUAAAUUACAACCAGACACUCACAUUGUGCAAGAGGGUUGUGGUAUGAUGUUAAGUUAAUAGUGUAUUAAGGGUUCUGAUAGGGCUGGGCGAUAAACCGAAAAUUUACCUAUACCGAAAUUUACGACAAUAACUGACGUCAUUUUGCCCAUGACAAAAGUUGGAUUUGGAUGUGUGUAGGUAGGCUAUGGUCUUAUGUCCCUUUAAGACACUGUCCUACAUCAGAGACUUGACUCCACCCCAUCCAGUCCAUAACAAAGAGGGAAAGACAGGUGAGGAGAUGGAGGGCGGUUCAAAAGUUGGAGCGGCUGAAGUAGACGAAGUUAGAGUGGGAGGGGGUGAGCAGCUAGAGGAGUAGUUAUCGUCCAUUUCUCGUUAUUGAGUUGACCUGCUUAAUAUAUCGUGACAUUGAUUUGAGGCCAUAUCGCCCAGCCCUAGGACCAAAUAUGCAUUUUAAGAGUAAAACAUCUCACUAACUAUGAACCUGCAGGUCUUACAAAGCAUCAUUUUAUUCCAAAUUGUCCAUUCAGUGUUUUUCUUCUCAUCCUAAUUAUCCUGCAAUCACAUAUAUAUGUCGGUUUGAGCUUUAAACCCUCCAUCUAGGGCUGGGCAAUAAACCGAAAAUUUACUGAUACCGAAAUUUACGUCAAUAACCGACAAAAUUUUGCCCAUGUCAAUAUUCAGUGACAAAAAAAUCAAUAAUUAAAAGUUGGUUUUGGAUGUGUGUAGGUAGGCUAUGGUCUCAUGUCCCUUUAAGACGUUUGCAGAGACGUGACUCCACCCCAUCCAGACCAUAACAAAGAGGUAAACACAGGUGAGGAGAUGGAAGAGUAGACAAAGUUAAUGUGGGAGAGGGUGAGCAGCUUGUGGAGUAGUUAUCAUUCACUUAUUGUUAUUGAGGUGAACUGCUCAAUAUAUCAUGAUAUUGAUUUGAGGCCAUAUUGCCCAGCUCUAGUUUCUGAUCAUUGCGAAUGUAUGUGUGGUCAUCCUGCUUUAAAGAGGAUUUAAAACUUAUGCAGGAAAACCUUAAAGGUGACAGAAUCAAGCCUCUUGUUGCUGUGAAGGAUAAAUCCCAUUCCCUUUUGUUUUUUUAUUUAAAAACUAUUUCUGGCUCUGAGGUCAUUCUUAUACAUUGUAAACCUGAGGUCAGUCGAGUCUGUCUUGAGUUCAGGCUUCAGGGUGAAGACUGGGAUCACACCUAAGAGGGGGAAUCGUAGUGAAGCUGCAGCCAGUACAGAGUUAAGUUUGAGAUAAACCCAUCCGCUCUGAUGCUGUUGUACUUCAGCAGGAUCCAUUAGUCCUCACAAAGCAGGCCGGGCUGUUUCACAGUGGGGUGAAAUACCUGCGUCCUGACUCUUGAACUGACUGGGCAGUGAGCUGGCAUGUUUGCCAACGUCGUCGCUUUUAAAGUUGUUUUGAAAGAGCUUGAAAUAUGCAUACCUGCAAGUGAUUGCAACUCAGAUUGAGAUAGUUUAUUUUGAGUAUGCUGAGUAUGUGCGGUAAGGCAACUUUGGACAAUGUGAGGCAAUUAUGUGACCAUAACCUGACUCUUAAAACAGCUUGAGAUAAUCUUAUGAAGAUAUUCACAUAACAGCAGCUGUGGCCUUUGCAACUGAUCAGUUUAAUAGAAUUCAAAUACAUGCACAGAAAGUAGGAGCUCUGAUUAGCUUUAAUACCUUAAAAAUGUUCGCAGACAUCUUUUACUACCCUCCAGAAAAAUCAUCUUUAUAAGUCAUCCUCUUUUCUGCUUGUGAUCCCAGUUUGCCCGUCUGCUGAUAGCGGCGUUUUUUUUCUUUCAUUCCCAGGGCUCAGACGACUGCCUUGUAAAGAUUUGGGGUACGGAUGACGGGCGUCUCCUCGCCACCCUGCGCGGCCACGCUGCCGAAAUAUCAGACAUGGCUGUCAGCUACGAGAACACCAUGAUCGCCGCCGGCUCUUGUGACAAAACGAUCAGAGUGUGGUGCUUACAGACCUGCGCUCCGUUGGCCGUCCUGGAGGGACACGCAGCCUCGAUCACGUCGCUGCAGGUGCGUUUUAUGUUCAUGUGGAGAGUGAAAAAAAUGACUGUUUGCAGCAUAGCUCAUGUUUUGGUCUGUAUAUAUUGCAAUUAUAUUCAUCCAGUGCCAUUAAACUGCUUUUUUUGUGGUGUUAAAAAGCCUCCCAGUGAAAUAAAAGAAUGGAUGUCACAGCUGACGGAUUGGACUUUCUGUUAAAAUCCCUGUUUCAGUUCAUCGGCAGAGUCAGAUAUUAAAGGAUACAACAGGCUGAAAUCUGAGUUUUGUCAUGAAAUCUAAUAAAUAGACCAAAAAAAAAAAAAAGAUUCACUACCCUGUCUGUGGCAUUCAGCCUCAAGCUUUUUCUUCCCUCUGAAGACAUGAAUCCUGAAAGUUAUUUCCUGUAACAGCUGGGCAUGGUAGUUUUCAGAAAAAGAGUAGUCAUACAAGGGUAAACAGUGCGGUUGUUGGGGACUUAUUACUGCCAGGAUUGAUCUACCGCUAAAAGAUUUUAUGCAGGGAGAAGGAGUAAAGCAGGGUUUUUGAAAAUAGAAUAAGCUCCCAUGUUCAUUUUUAAGGGGUAGAUGUUUCAACCAGAGCCUCACAAUUAUCGGCUUUUGUCUUUACAUUUAAUAACAAGGAUAUAGCUGCUUAAAGAUGAACUCUCCUUACAUUGUCAUGUAUGCACUUUUUUUAAUACCGGCGAUAAUCAUCCCCUCUUUCUUGCAUAUGUGUUAUCAGCAUGUUUUGAUUGCCCAUUAAACUCCGCCGUAACCUCUAAUUGUCUGUGUUUGCAGUUUUCUCCUCUCUGCAGCGGCUCAAAGCGCUACCUGUCCUCCACCGGAGCUGACGGCACCAUCUGUUUCUGGCAGUGGGACGCACGCACACUCAAGUUUGGGUGAGAUACACAAAGAUUUAACAUACACGGUCUCGCCUGCACCUGUGCUGCUCACACCUUUGACUCUGAAGCUGGUUGCAUAAGACUUUGAGUUGUAUAAACAUAAGACUUGACUGUGUUUUCAUUAUGUGUCUCAAUUUGUUCCCCUCUUUUUGUGCGAGUCCAGUCAGAGGCCCAGUAAGUUCACAGAGCGCUCCAGACCAGGAGUCCAGAUGAUCUGCUCCUCCUUCAGCGCAGGUGAGCACACCUAACUUUAGAUGUUCAGAUUUUUCUUCCAUGUUUGAGGAAGACGAACAAAGCUCAAAAAAGGCCACAAUUAUGCUAAAUUAACUGGAGAGUGAACACAGCAGACAGACACGCUCAAGUGGCUCUGCUGCUGUUCAGUAAAUGUGGGGUAAGUGUACUUCACAGUGUUCGAGAGUGCAUUUCUAUUUCGGGGCUGUUAUUGACCUUGAGCGUUUGGUAACUUUGAAGUUGCCCAAAAGUUGCUCUCACAAAUACAACGCACUCGUUCUGUUUCUCUACAGUUUGAUUUUUCACGAGUAAAUCAAUCAUAUUUACUGUAAAAAUGUUGAUGUGUGUGUCCAGGUGGCAUGUUCCUGGCUACAGGGAGCACCGAUCACAUCAUCAGGGUGUACUACUUUGGGGCAGGACAGCCAGAGAAGAUCUCUGAACUUGAGUCCCACACAGUGAGUCAACACGCUGCCAUAUAGAUAAAACUUAAAUUACCGUAAGUCUUAUAAAAGAUUGAAAACUAAGGAAGAGGCUGAGAUUUUUUUUACCUUUAGUUGCACUUUUUUGGGGUUUAAACUCAUGAUUUAAUUGCUGUGCAAAGUAAAUAUGUCGUAUAGAUUAAAUUCAAAUUACCGUAAAUCUUAUAAAAGAUUGAGAACCAAGGAAGAUGCUGAAAUUUGUGGAGCUUUAUCUGCACUUUUUGGGGGUUAAACUCGUGAUUUAAUUGCAAUGCAAAGUAAAUUGUCUUAUUGAAAAAACUUAAAUUACCGUAAGUCUUAUAAAAGAUGGAGAACUAAGAAAGAUGCUGAGAUUUGUGGACCUUAAGUUGCACUUUUUUAAAGGGUUAGCUCAUGAUUUAAUUGCUAUGCAAAGUAGAAUAUGUCGUAUAGAUUAAACUGAAAUUACCGUAAGUCUUAUCAAAGAUUGAGAACUAAGGAAGAUACUGAGAUUUGUGGAGCUUUAGCUGCACUUUUUUGGGGUUUAGCUCAUGAUUUAAUUGCUAUGCAAAGUAAAAUAUGUCGUAUAGAUCAAACUUAAAUUACCAUAAGUCUUAUAAAAGAUUGAGAAUUUAGGAAGAGGCUGAGAUAUGUGGACUUAAAGUUGCAUUUUUUUAGGGGGUUAAACUCAUGAUUUAAUUGCUAUGCAAAGUUAAAUGUGCCGAACAAGGAGGUUCAGCAGAGGCUUGUUAUUAAUGCAAUGUUUUCACUUCUCCUCUGUAUUCUUCUCACCCAGGACAAAGUUGACAGCAUCCAAUUUUCACAUUGCAGCGACAGGUAGGUUUGCACAAUUCAAGUGUGGAGUAGGUGUAGUUAAUGCUUGCGAGUGCGCUGCUGUUUGUUGUUAUGGUACCUCUGGGUGUUGUAAGUGUGACUCCACGGUGUCAGCAGAAACACUAACUUUGCUUUCCAUCAGAUGCACGUCCUCUCACUCACACAAAGACACACACAUCAUGCGUUGAAUGGAUGUUAAAUUGUGUGUGUAUGCGCCUGUGCGGCGUUUGCAGAAAAAACAGGCUCAGCUGUGAUUCCCCAGAGUUGCUGUAAUCUCAGCAGUGAGGGAGGUAGAGUGUCUGCGCAGAAAGGAGACAUAGGACAAAAAGAGGAGGGGUUGGAGCGAGAGACAAUUAGCGAAUCCCGAUGUGCGAAAAUGUUUUUUGUAUCGCAGCGAGAUGAAGUAGAACAAAGUGUUUUAUUUACAAUUAAGCUGCUGCGUGAAUCUGUGCUCACAAAUGUGUAUGUGUUUGUGUUGCAGGUUUGUAAGUGGCAGCAGGGACGGUACAGCACGAAUCUGGCAGCUGCAGCCUCAGGGCUGGAAGAGCAUUCUGCUGGACAUGCAGACCAAAUUACCAGGGUACGUGUGCUCAUGUGUAGAUGUGUGUGUGUGUGUGUGCAGAAGUCUGGCUCCUCCGCAAGCACUGCUGCACUCACAUCUCAGAGUCGUGGGUUUGGAUGAUCUUGUGGGUUUUGAUGUUUGUCUAAAUUUACAAAAAUCAAUUGUAUUGUGCACAAAAGUUGCAGACCUAGUGCGUGAACAUCCCCCGUUCAAAACGACGCUGAAAUGAAACAUCACCUUAGAAAAGCGAAAAAGUAAAAAGACAUUGAAUGGCCUUGGAAAGAUAUUCUUUGCAUCUAUUUAGUCAAAUCUUAGUGAUCUGCAGCAAAAUCUACAGGAAAUUAUUCAUAAAGUCAAAAGGGAAAAACAACAUGGUGACACCUGUGGCAUAAAGUGUGACACAGUGAUUGAUUACCUGACUGCUCCCAGACAGAAUAUAGAUUUACCGCAGGCAGCACAGGCAGUGAAUGAACGGAGACGACAAUGACAUUCUGUCAGAGUCGUUUUUGCCUGGAUGGACACAACAAACAUUAAAAAAAAACACAGAUUUAAUGAUAACCUUGUUAUCAGUAACAGACAUAAUAGAAACUGCAAUGAUGAAAUGAUUGCAAGUGAAAACACGGCAACAUACUAAGAGAAGGACUCAGCCUUACGCACUUUUUUGCGCUUGAUUUUGGUUCUCCUGGAUCCAGAAGAAUCAGCGAUUAUAGAUCACAUUUUUUAAGUCCAUCUAUCGUCAGUUCUCCGAAGUAACAGCUUGUAUUUACUUUUAUACACAAAUCUCAUGUUUACCUUCAGGAAAUACAACCCUCCACCACUGGAAGACAAGGUGACUAAGAUGAAAGUUACCAUGGUGGCGUGGGAUCGUCAUGAUGGCACGGUGAUAACAGCCGCCAACAAUCUGACACUGAAGGUUUGGAACUCCACCACCGGGAACCUCGUUCACAUCCUCAUGGUAAUAAAACGCAGUUACAUGCAAACGCAGAUUCAACUUAUUAGUUAUCUUUUUAUGGAUUAAGCCGUAGCGGAUCAUCCUGAGAGUUUUAUUUUUUGAAUCAGGUCAGCUUAUUGUCAGGUGGUUCUGCAGAUCCAAGCAGUGACUCAUAACUUUCCGUAGUGAUGUGUUCAAGAAUGUGGGACAUCUGAUUAUUGCUUAAAUAGCAUAAAAUGAAUAUUAAAACUUAAGUUUGGAGCACCCUGACUCAGUUAUAGUUAGAGUACAGCACCUUAAAAAGGCACCUUAAAACACUGAAAACCGCCUUUAAAAAAAAAAGAAGAGAAAAACACAGUUGUUUCUCAUUUCUUUGUGUGUCUUAAUCCAAAAAUGUUCUUUAAUGACAGGGUCACGAGGACGAGGUGUUUGUUUUGGAGCCACACCCCUUUGAUCCGAGGAUCCUCUUCUCGGCGGGACACGAUGGGAACUGCAUUGUGUGGGACCUGGCCCGAGGAGUCAAGAUCCGCUCGUAUUUCAACAUGGUGAGACUCUGGACCUGAUUCUGACUCGUGCACUUGCUGAAAUGAAACUGAGUCUGAAAGUGAUCGGAUCUCCACAUUUUCACAGAUUUUUUUUCUUUUGCACUUCAUCAGUAAAUGUAAACCACACUGAAGCAUUUUUCUUUCUUUUUUUCCUCUAAGACAUAUUUCCCUUCCAUAUCUCUGUCUCACAUUCCUCGCCUCUCACCCUCUUUGGCCCUCCCCCCCUCCCUCUUUGCUUUCACUUUCCCUCUCUCUCCGCUUUCUUGCUCCGUCAGCUCCACGUUGGCACUCAUACACUCUGUGUGGCCUCAUGCGCGAGUCAAGGGUAGAGUUAAACAAUGACACCACACUUACUGAAAAUGACCCAGUCUGCUAUUCAUCUUGCUGCUGCUGCUGUGUUUCCUGCUUUGCGUUGUCAUGGUAACCAAGGACAGCAUUGAUGGCUGUGAGUCACUCAGUGAGUCAAACAAAUGUUGGUGUUGAUCAGAGACGGUCGGUGGAAGGUGUUGUUCGGUAACAAAGAGUGUGUGUGAUUGUCAGUUUGGACCUUUAAGAUACACCCUGAUACUUGUGUGAAUGAAGGGCUGACAGAGGGACAAAAGAGGUGAUUACAGGGGAGUGGUAAUGUGGAAGAGUAGAUUGGAGUCAGUAACAUAAUCGUGCAGUAGGAUCUAAAUAUAGGUUGAUAAUGUUAGCCGAGGAAUUAAACACAGGGCUGCCUACAACAGGAACUCAUGUCUGUGUGCGUUUACUGAACAUAAAGAUGCGUAACAUCCUCUGAACUGUACAAAAGUGAAGCCAAAAUAUCCCCUUUGUUUGGAGUUUGCUCAGUUGGAUUUGGCUGGUUGAACCUCGUAUAGCGCCCCCCCCCCCCUCUUUUUCAGUGUUGUGUAUGUUUUCUCCUGCUGUUACUUCUAUUCACCAACAGAGCUGCCAAUUAAUUUAGCAUACUUUGCCUGUAUCAUCUUCCUACGAAAGACGACUAGGCCCACAUGAAGAGAAAAAAAAUGGUUACAGGAAGGAGAUUAAAGGAGAAAUUUCGAGAUUAAAAAAAUUAAAACCAUGUCAAAAAGAUUAAAGUCAAAAUAUUGAGAUUAAAAUAAUCUAAAUAAUGUCAAAAGUCAAAAUUUCGAGAUUUAAGUCAAAAUUUUGAGAUUAAAAUACACUAAAUUAUGUCAAAAAGUCAAAAUUUCAAGAUUAAAAAUUGAGUUUUCGAGAUUAAAGUCAAAAUUUUGAGAUUAAAAUAAUCUAAAUAAUGUCAAAAAGAUAAAUGUCAAAAUUUUGAGAUUAAACAAUCUAAAUAAUGUCAAAAAGUCAAAAUGUCGAGAUCAAAAAUUUAAAUUACGAAAUGUCGUGAAUUUUGUCGAAAUUUUGAGAUUUAAUUUUGACUUUAUUUGUGUAAUUUAGAUUUUUUUUAUCUCGAAAUUUCCACUUUAAUUCUCAAAAUGGAAAUUAAAAAAAUCUCCCUCCUGUAAUUAUUUAUUUCUCUUCUUGUGGCCCCAAUCCUCUUUAGUAUCUUCCCCAUCUUUUGGGUCAAUCUAAUAAAAAAGUUUUAGUAAUGAACAAAAACACAACCUCUCAAAUAAAGUUUUGUAGCUCCGUCCUGCUCUUUUGAAGGAGACCUGUCAGCACUUUCGCUUUUUUGCUGCCGGAGCCCUGCUCUCAUGCUGACGGGGUUCAUUUCAACCCCCAGUCAGAUGAUGAGCUGGGAGGAGAGGGCACAGCUCUUUCCCAGUCUGCUGGGGAGCCCAGACUGGACAGAUGUGAUACCAGUGUUACCAUCUGUAGGGCAGCUGCCUCACUUUACCGAAUGAGAAAGUGCAGGUCCUCCUAAUAUGAUUACAUCCUCAUCUUUGUCCUCUAUAAAACCUCCAGAACCAUUGACAGAAACAAUAAAAAAUGUGCCCCUAUGUGCCAAAGCCGAGCGCCAGACAAAUCUGAACUCACCUAACCAGGUUAUAACUCCAGCGCCAAAACAGAAAACAACUUUUCUCUUUAAGGUCACAGAGUGAUUUACAUGGUCAGUGGAGCGUCUAGGUGUCUUAUAAAUACUAAGCCUCGGUUAUCAAAUACCCUCUAAACAUGCUCAUUAUUUUUCUUGAGCUGCUUGUGGCUUUUAUGGUGUUUGUGUACAGGACUGUUUUGUCAGGAGGCUCAUUUUCAAAGAGAGCAGCCAGUCACACCAGAUGCACCAACACCGCUCCUGUAAUAUACUCGUAAACAGCACCAUAGCACAGAGACUCAAUUUGCCUGGCAGGUUCAGGGAGAGGUACAUUUCGUCUUUUUGUGAAAUACCGAGACGGGUUUUUGUCUCCUUUGUGCAGGUUUACAUUGAGAGGAGGGAGAAUGAGUUUCUUUUGGAGUCGGCUUAAGAAUAAAUAGAGCAUCAUGUAACUAAUGCAUUUAUAAUAAUAUGGCAGGUUUUUAGAGCUGAGAUGCACAGCUCAUUCUCUGUUUCAUCAGAGCUGCUGGGACCUUCCUUUGACUUAUGAUUUUGUUUGCUAGCAAAAAAAGGACGCUCUGUUCAACAAGACCUCUUUUUGUGACCGUGCUGACUUUGUGCACAUCAUGUCACUAUUUCUGGAGGAUAAUUUUGAACACAGGCCAUAUUUUUAUACUUGUAGUUUUUGUUCUACUUUUUUUUUUUAUCUACUUAAAGUUUUAUCAUUGGUCUUUAAAUUUUGAUUAUUAAGUUUAGGUGAAGUUAGUAAGCAGGGGAAGGUCCCGCCAUCCUUCGCCUCUGAUUGGCUAGAGGUGCUGGGCUCCGAUUGGUUAUUCCUUAUAGCUUUGAAACGUCAUCGUCUGUCGGGUUAGGGUUAGGGUUAGGGUUAGGAGAUUCUGAAUCGCGAUAAUAUUCUGUAAUGUUCGAUGUACAGAGCCGACAGCCCGCGCUCGGCUUGAGCAUGUGAUGACGUUUCACAGCCAAUCAGAGGCGAAGUAGGCGGGACCUUACCCUACUUACUUACUAACUUCACCUAAACUUAAUCAUCAAAAUUUAAAGACCAAUGAUAAAACUCCUAUGAAAAAAAAUAUCGUACUCCACACACCUCUCUUCGUGUUAGCUUGCAGCCUAACAUUGCCUGUAUAGUAGGAGUAGGUAACAUAUGCGCCAAUACUGAGUGAGUAAUAAAAUGAAGAAGAAUACAAGCGGAAGUUUUCACUGUUGACAGCAGCGUCCACUCGUUUUAUUUCUUUUCUUCCCGCGUUAACUCAGACCGGGUAACUACAACACUACUUCAGGUAUUCCUUCACAAUAAACCUCGGCACAUCCUGUGGAAUGAACCGUGCCUGCCUAAGCUUCACUGAGAGCUGCUAUAACAAAAAUAGGUUUCAAUAGGAACUAUUUAGCUCUUGGACACGUAUGUUUUUAGGGGCAUUAUGAAAACUAAUAUCAUAAUUAGCUUUCUUACGAGCAUUGCAAACUGCUAACACACACGCUAGUUCCGGAUUGUCCUCUCGAUUUCUCAGAGAACUUUGAUUUGCUUUGAGGAAAUCUCACUGUGUCUGAACCUGCUGUCUGGGUCUGCUAGAGGCUCACAGUGAUUUUAAUGCAGAAAUACUCAUGAUAUGCCCUGUAGCAUCAGAAAAAUGCUAUAUGAACGUGUAAAAAACAAGAAAAACAUGAUUUUCAUCGGAGCGGGUCUUUAAAUAUGAGUCAAGUUUUCCAAAGUUUGACCAGGAAGGUUUGGUUGUACUCGCUUUUCUUACACAACAUCUGGAGACCUGCUUCGUCUGCUUGCACCACUGUCCAUCUGCAGCUGGCUGAAAACACGUGCACUUUACCUGCAUAUUUUCAUACAAAGAAAGAAUGAAUCAAAGCAUGCUGCUUCAAUUUUAUCUGGUUAACUCUGCACUAUGAUGCAGUAUGAAGUAUCUCAUUUUACCGAAUUAGAACCAGAGAGGAAGAACUCCUUUUUUUAUCUCCUGAUUUAAUGGAGUUAUUUUUAGAGCGAAGGAAUACCCUCAGAAGACACUGAAGGCAGCAGCGUGCUGACGUCCCGAACAAUGAAGGUUUUAGUCUCUUUCAUUUUCGCUUGAUGAUGUUUCAGUCUCUGCAGGUGGUUGUGUGUUUUGAGACACCCCUCAUUCUGUCUCUCAAACUCUCUCUUUAUCUGACAGCUGCUGCUGGAAAUGAGAGCUGUCGCCUCCCCCUGAAUUCACCUGAAAAAAACAGUCCCAUAAUGUGGUUAUUGGCUGAAUCCUAAAUGUGUUCUUGUCAUGUAUUAUUUAAUCCUGUUGUUCAGCGCUUGUUCCUGCUGUUCAUGUGUAUUAUGGAUUACCUGUAGACCUACAACUCCCCCUGCUAGUGUAAUAAGAUUUACAAUGUCUUCCUCUUUCUCUCUCUCUCCCCUCUGUCUUUGGAUAGAUCGAAGGCCAGGGGCACGGAGCAUUGUUUGACUGCAAAUGUAGUCCAGAUGGGCAGCACUUUGCAGCCACAGAUUCCCACGGACACCUUCUCAUCUUCGGUUUUGGCUCCAGCAGCAAGUACGACAAGGUAAAACAACACGCUCCUUUGAAACAUAAAUACACCUACCCUUACCUGACAUUGAGCCAAAGCAACUUUUAUAACAGGUGAGAUUGAAACAGUCGUUUUUGUUUCGAACUUAAUGACAGCAGCUAAAAAAAAUGUAGAUAUUUCUGACAGCAUCCCGGGGAGAAGGGGAAAAGAGUUGUGCUGUUUUUCUCUCUCUCCAACUUAAAAAUGCUUGAAAUAUCAGUCACUAUUUGGCAUACGGAUUCAGAGAUUAAAGCGUUUUUGAACUGGUUAUAAAACAAGCUAAAAUUAAUAGCAAUGAUCGGAUAAAGCAAACCAGACCACCACAAAGGAGCCUAAUUAUUUUAGCAUGCUUAUUUUUAAAACUCCUGCUGUAUUGCCGUGCAAAACAAAAUGAUUUAGAUUUCUUUUUUCUUCGUUUUCCACAGAGAAAAAGUUUUAAGAGAACUGCCUCCAGCAGCAGGAUCAGAAACCACUUAGUCCAAAAUCAUCACAAAACCGUGUUGUUUCUUCCAGAUAGCGGACCAGAUGUUCUUCCACACCGACUACCGGCCGCUGAUCCGAGACGCCAACAACUACGUGCUGGAUGAGCAGACUCAGCAGGCGCCUCACCUCAUGCCCCCUCCCUUCCUGGUGGAUGUAGACGGGAACCCCCACCCGCCUCGCUACCAGCGCCUGGUGCCCGGCAGAGAGGGCUGCAGAGAUGAGCAGCUGAUCCCACAGAUGGGGGUCACCUCCUCAGGUACAGAGGCUGAGAUCAGACCCUCAGGAGUGUGUUUUCUCUUAACAGUCUCAGGUUGUGAACUCAGAUGUAGUUUUACUUUGCUCUUAUGUGUCUGUGCACUUCAGAUAAGACCUCUCACCCUCGGGGAGAUUCUGUUGUUUUCAGCCUUUUUUUCGCUGCUUGUUUGUCAGCUGAUCAGAAACCUCUUAGCUCAGAAUAAAAACAUCUAAAUGAGCUUAACAAGAGGCAUUUAACGGAAACUACACCAGGAAUGGCAAUUUAAAGCAGAAUUAAUGAGGUGAUUUCAGUUUUUGGCGAGAGUUUAAACAGGAACAGUCAACGGCGACUAAAAAAGGUCGGAAAGAGAAACCUCGCCCGUCUAUAUCCUGCUACAAAGCAUGCUGGUUAUUGAAGUUGCUGCGACUGAAUGUAUGUGAUUGUUGUUUUCGAUUUCACUUUUUCAGUCUCUCACUCUUUCUCUAUUCCUGUCUUGAAAUAGGCCUGAACCAAGUGGUGAGCGAGCAGGCGGUGGACGGUCCCAGUCCUCUGGAUACGAUGAUUCAGAGGCUGCAGCAGGAGCAGGACCAAAGAAUGGGGACGAAUGAGACCCCUGCUUCUGCGACUAUGAACACCCGGGGCAGCAGAGGUAAGACCGGGUCAUUUGUACAAGAAAAGUAAAAGAUGUAAAAGAGAUCAAGAAAUAGUGACACAACUGGAAAGGAUAAAAAUAUAAGUAUUUAUGUAUAUCGAUCCAAAUUAUGCAAAAAUAUUCUUAAAAUUUGGGUGCAUAUACGUUGCUAAGCUACCUUAUCUAUGAAGCAUUUGUUUUAACCCAGAUAGAACAAUGUAUUGGUAUAAUUAGGUUUGGCGAACACUGCACCACAUUAUACAUUUGUAAUAACACUUUAUUAUUCAUGGUUACAAUAAUUACUUUAAAUAAUACGUGUGGAUUACGUGUAUUUGAAAAUGGGAAGAUUUUUCAUGGAGCAGUUGAAAUAUGCAACAUUUGAGAUUUUUAAUCAUUUGACAGCAGCAUUUCGACUUACAGAGGAGGGGGGAAACAAUUCAACUCUACUUACCGAACACUGUGUACAUGAAAUAUCCAGCAUGCCUCCAGCGAUGUUAAACAUACAGAAGCUGCAGAGUACACUGAUUGAUUAAAGUGAUGAGAAGUUAGUCUUUUUUCUACAUUGAUCGAUUAAUGUCUCCCCUCCUUCCUGGAUACUAAAUAUAUGUAAUAAAAUAAGGGCCCGACCAUUUUAAUGGGGAGCCGAUUUUAGUUUGAGACUAAUCUGUAUAUAUAUAUAUAUAUAUAUAUAUAUAUAUAUAUAUAUAUAUAUAUAUAUAUAUAUAGUAUACUGUAGAUAUCUACAGUAUAUAAAUAUAUUUUUUAUAACUUCAUAAAAAAUUUUUAAAAUCGUCCGAUUAUCGGUAAUCGGCAUCGACCCCAAAAAAACAUAUCGGUCAGGCCCUAAAUAAAAUGUCAUUUUUCAUCUUUUGGUUUUCAUCCAUUGAAAACAAAAGAAGGAGCUCACCUCUGGCUUUGAGUUCUGAAAGAAAAUUUCACUCAUUUUCGAGAGGUCUGCUAAUGAUAAGAUUGAUCAGUUAAUGACGGGGGAUAAUUGGCAGAUCGAGCAAUCAUGAGUCAUUUCAGCGUCAAGAGGAAGCAGCUUUUUCUCCUCCGUGUGUGAGGGCUGGAAAUUCUUCUUGUUUUCUGUCUAAGAUGGUUUGAGUCAUAUGUUUUUGCUCUGCGUAACCCGAGCCGGGGCAGGGCAGCUCUGGCUGUGAAGCAGAAAGAAAGACUGACAAGUGUAAAGGGUUAAAAUUCUGAAAAUAAGAUGUGUUUUUGACUCUCUCUCUUCGUCUUUCAUUCAGGUUCUGUCGGAUCUCCCACUGAGGUUCACUCACCGCCCAAUGUUGGUUUGCGCCGCAGCGGGCAGAUCGAAGGCGUCCGCCAAAUGCACAGCAACGCCCCUCGCAGCCAGAUGGCCACAGAGGGCGACUUGGUGGCCUGGAGCCGCAGGGUGCUGGUCCCUGAGCUGGAGGACGCCUCCGUCAGGUAACGAAACACACUCAGAAACAAACAAACCGCUGAUUUAACACAGAGGAUCAUUUUAAUGAAUGUCGCAACUGUUUGUUUCCUCACGUGUAGGCGGCAGGUAAACUGGCGUGAGGCUAAAGGUGAAGAGGAGAUCAAUAUCUAUCAGUCGGAGAGGAGGAGACGAACGAUCCACUCACUCCCUAAAGAGAGCAGAGUGAGUGAAUUUAAAGGAAAUAUAAUCACUUCUAUCCCAAAAGUUUCUCAUUUUUCCUCUUAAAGGUACUCACGCUCCUUUAACCUUCAGGUUCAUCCCACAUCAGAGUGUGUAGUUGAUGAAGGGAGGAGGAGCCAGGGUAACCACGGCUACCAAACUCGCGCUGCCAUGGAGGAGACGAGCCGACAGAGCGCUGAGGGUGCUGACGAAGACGAAAGCGCCUCAGAGGUAGAAGAAAAAAAACACUAAAGCUUUGUUUAAACAGACUUUUAGUAACUCUUAAAAGUAAAAACAAGUGAUUCUGUCUUCAAAAGCAGAUCUAUGUUGUAAUUUUUCUGGAGAGAUCUUCUGCAGUAAAGAAAAACAAUAAAACGAUUAAAAAAGUCUGUUUGACCACUUAUCUCCUGAUUAUGUUCACAGCAGGAGUAGAUCAAGCCUUUUUAUGUCUCAUUGUUAUGCAUUACAUUUCUGAAGGCUGCCCUUCACAGUGAUUGUGUUUGUCUUUUCGUCGGUUUGAGUGCUAACACUAAACCCUGUGUGUGUGUGUGUGUGUGUGUGUGUGUGUGUGUGUGUGUGUGUGUGUGUGUUUCAGGGAGAGGUGGAGGUACGGCAGAUCAACGGACACUCUUCAGAGGAGGAGAAGGAGGAGGAGGAGAAGGAGCCCUGGCCGGAUGACCACAGUAGUUCAAGGUCGGACACCUCAAGGUUACAACACUAAAGGACUGGGCGAUUAUAUGAUUAUGAUAAAUUUCAGUUCGAUCACAGUGAUAAGUCGUGAGCAUAUUUACUCGAUCGAACAUGGCAGAAGUGUGCAUGAUAACAGCCAAUCAGAGUCGAGCUUUUCCUGCUCACGUCUGUAAGUUGCCAGAGAAGUAAACAGGGGAAGUAAACAGAACGACCAAACGUGAAGCGUGUCAUUCGUGGCUUUGAGUCAUCCUCCAAAGAUGCCACUGUUGAGAAGAAAAGUUAUUCAACAUCGGUUGUGCGGCGGUGGUUCGGGUAUCUCCAAAGUGACGUCAAGCAAUUAAGCCGAUGUGCAAGGUAUGUCGGCGGUGGGUGCCCUCAAAAACCUGCAACACAACAAAUCUGUUUAACCAUUUGAAGAAGUACUUCCCCAGUGAUUAUGCGGAAGUCUGCACAGCCUGCCACUGAUGACGGCACAGGUAGCAUUAGCUGCAUAUAGCAUUAUAGCAAUAGCAGUAGAGGAUGUGGUGGAGAGAUCUACACUGAGGAACUAUCUUAAAGAACAUGGAUCACCCACCUCACAACACCUUGAUGGACCAAAGGGCCAAUGGUGGUGGACGGCUCCUCUCUCUUCGCUGCAGAACAGAAAGAUUCAGAAGAUCUUUUGUACCAACAGCCAUCAGACUGUAUAACUUUUAUGUAAAAAAUAGAUAACGUUUAUAGACAUAUUAUGUGAGACAACAGACAAUUGAAUUUCCAUUCAGGGAUCAAUAAAGUUCUUCUUAUUCUUCUUAGCAGUUCAGUCACAACUAGCAGACCAAAGCAGCAAUCAAUCGUAUCAUCUAAUGUUUACAUCGUCUAAUGUUUACAUUUUAAGGCGUCUUCAUUAUCUCUGAGGGGGCAAUUUGUUUAUUUUGUGUUAAAAAUAUUCUAAUAAAUGUAGAACUAAUCUCUACUUUCUUUAGUUUUUAGUACAGAUGCUUUAAAACUGGCAGUUUAAAAAAUAUUGUGAUAAUAAUCAAGAUCGGACGAUUUGGCAAAAUAUACCGCAAUCAUUUCUUUUGACUAAUCGCUCAGUCCUUCAACUCACACAGAUAUCUCCUACAGGCAUGUUAAGUUGUGUUUGUUAACUUCUCUGAUGAUCACAGCGACUACUCCAGCGAUUACUCCGACUGGACGGCAGAUGCGGGGAUCAACCUGGAGCCCCCGAAGAAGAGCGUCAAAGUGAAAAAGAAAAGCAGCGGCUCGGAGGAGGACGGGGAGAAGAAGAGGGACAGGAAGAAAGAGAGGAAGAAAGACAAACCAGACAAAGACGGCGCUUUACCAAAGAAAACAAAGCCAAAGGAGAAGAGAAAGGUUUGUCAGCUGUAAUGACCUUUGACAAAAUCGUGGCGUGAGUGUCGCUCUGAUUCAGAGUUAUCACCUAUCUGACAUUUUGGACACACUCGUGUUCAGAUUUAAACCUUUUGAGGUUCAUCUUUUGUCGUAGCCUCCUUGUGCUUGAAUAUUCUGAGUCAUCGACCGCUACAUUUGCAUUCAUUCACGCCUUUUAAAACCUGUUGUGUAUUUUACAGAAUAAGUCAAAUAAAGAUGAAUUAGCAGGUGAUUAUAAGAGUUAAAAUCCCAACAGAGUGAGCAGGACCUGGACCUAGACCUAGACAUCCAGAAUAGAUUCUAAAUCUGCACAGCCACCUCCUCAAAUUACAUUAACCAGCUUAUUAUCAGGCUUAACUGAAGCUAUAAAGAAGUCGACAUAAAGAUGAAUUCAGCAAAUCAAAAAUGUUUGAUGUACACAGCUAAAAAAAAAACACUCCCUCUGGUUCGGUAACGCCGCCAUGGCAACUGUUUUAUAUUAACCUGCGCGCAACAGAGUAAACAUUAAGCUGCACUUUUCAAUUCUCAGUCAAACACCAGCCUGUUAUAAUUCACACUAAACUCAACAUUUCCAUUAAAGCUGGCCUUAGACAAGGUGAGUGCCUCAAACUCCUUGGGAAUAUUUUCGAGUUAUUUCCUUAUUCAGCUCUCCUUCUCAAGGCCGUACAGCUGACACGUCUUAAAACUCGGAAAGUCACAGCCCUGAAACCACCACCCUUCAUAGUUUAAGAAAUUUAAUAUCAUGCAUGUUUCACAGAAGUUUGUUUUCUUCUCUUUUUAGAGGACUGAGUUUGAGGAGCAGGGCCUGACUCUAGAGGAGUGGCUUCCCUCAGCCUGGAUCACAGACACGGUCCCCCGGAGGUGUCCUUACAUACCCCAGAUGGGAGACGAGGUACGCUCUGCCUGUUCCUGCUAGACUGUCCUCACCACAUGUGCGCCACAUGUCCGCUCACGCCAAAACACUGGCUCCGUUUUUAACAUAGCAACAAGGCUCAGAGUCUGCACUAAAUUUAGUGUCGCCACGAGGCUGCUGCGACUAUUACAGAUAAGACAAGAAGGUGCACGGUGACUGACUGAGACGUCACAAGCUGCUAAAACCAGAUUUUCACUAAUAGGACACUAACAGUUUAAAGAUGCAGUUUGUGGGUUAAUUUGUGUGUGUGUGUCGUGUGUUUUUGCAGGUGUACUACUUCAGACAAGGUCACGAGGCCUAUGUGGAGAUGGCCAAACAAAAAAAGAUUUACAGCAUCAACCCUAAGAAGCAGCCCUGGCACAAGAUGGAGCUGCGGGUAAGAGGAAGUGGGGACAAAGCCAAGAACAUAGAAUCUGAUAUCCGAACUUCUCACGUACAUAUGUUUCCAAAACCAGAUGCCAGAUCCAGUUUUAAAAUCUGACAUCUCUGCUGACCUUUAUGUUGUGUAAGAUUUCAUUUUUUGGUUUCAGUUUUCUGACUAAUGUGUAAAAAGGCCAGAGAAGUAGCUUGUAGUCUUUCUAGGAAUACAGAGCAUUUCUUGGUAACCGUUCAUGUACAUAUUCAGCCUGCAGACCUCUUACCUUCUUUACCAGACAGAGACACUCGUCUGGUUUCACUUUCAUGCGGACUAGCAUCCUUUUUCUGCGUCCCCUCUGAGAGAAAGGUGUCUGCAGAGAGCAAAGUUUCAUCCCUGCGUGUAAAAGUGUAACUUUCAGCUGUAAUGCUCACACUCUCGCAGCUUCAAAAGUCAAUGAAACAGAAAAAUAAAGUCAAUCAUGUUCGAAUGAAAUGAGUAGGAUUGCUCGGGUUUUAAUUUUUCACUUCUUGCAGCGCAGAAAUUCGUUAUGUAGAUUGAAUUGUUUUGAUUGUUUGUUUCCAGGAGCAGGAGUUGAUGAAGAUAGUUGGCAUCAAGUACGAGGUCGGCUUGCCCACGCUGUGCUGUCUGAAGCUGUCCUUCCUGGACCCUGACACCGGAAAGCUGACCGGAGGGUCCUUCUCUAUGAAGUAAGCAGAACUUGACCUUAUUUGAGAGCUAAUAACAACACAGCACCGUGCAACUCUCCGUAACUAUUCACUGGCAUUUUAGGGCUGGGCGAUAUGGCCUCAAAUCAAUAUCACAGUAUAUUUAGCAGUUCACCUUGAUAACGAUAAAUGGACGAUAACUACUCCACAAGCUGCUCACCCCCUCCCACAUUAACUUUGUCUACUUCAGCCGCUACAACUUCUGAACCGUCCUCCAUCUCCUCACCUGUCUUUCCUUUUUUGUUACGGAUUGGAUGGGGUGGAGUCACGUCUCUUACGUAGGACAGCGUCUCAAAGGGACAUGAGACCAUAGCCUACCUACACACAUCCAAAACCAACUUUUAUUUAUUUAUUUUUUUGACACAGAAUAUAUUGACAUGGACAAAAUGGCGCCGGUUAUUAUCGGAAAUUCGAGUAUGGGUAAAUUUUCAGUAUGUCACCCAGCCCUACUGCCUUUUUUUAUUCCCACAAACUGCACCCACAUGUGUAGCAAAUAUACUUGCAAGCUGGUUCUGGUCCAAACUCAGCUUGGCUUGCUGUUUUCCUCUUAUUUAAGUGGUAUUGACACGUGUGCAUGAUUCACAUAAUUAGCUUCACAAUGUGGCCUCAUCACUCACUCACACACACACACACACACACGCCUACACUUCAGCUAAGUACGGUUGUGUUUGCUCAUGUACAGGUAUGUUGAGUUUGACUGGGCGACAGCAAGCCUCUGUUUCCUCCUGCGACACUGUUAUUCCCCUGUUGUCGUGAUGUGCUUGAUGUGUUGAUGUCAGAAGACAGGGCCGCGCUAACCGCUAAUCUACCUCACCACAGGGGGCUUUGCAGGUUUCCUGAUAGAGCCUUGAAGGGGGGCCAAAACUCAUAGCUAUUACCCAACCUAGAACUCCAAACACACCAAGCUCUCUCUGAUAAGAUACUUCACUUCUGAAUGUCCUGUGUCCAUUACGUACACAGUAGCUGAAAUACAUAGCAUACCUUUCUUUGAUGCUAAGCACACAGGACGUAAGCGAGCUUUGCAUCCUGACCGCUCCUUGUGGUGUAUUUUAAGAUUGAAAUAAUGAAGCGGCGCUGUCUUUUUUGAUGGAGGGGCGCGUUUAUUGUUUCCGCUGCAGCAGAUUAAAAUGCAAUCCACACGUUACAAUAUGUUCUAGAGCUUCAUACACUUGUGCUUUGCCUGCAGAUGGGUAGCUGAUACAAGUACAAAGCAUGACCUCAUUUUUAUAAUUAAUAGAAAGGCUUUAAAACGCCAUAUUACAGCAAUAAACCAGGUGGAACUCUGGUUUGGUUUGACUGCAUCUGAAAUGCACUGAGAGGUUGCCGUCUUGCACCGUUUAACUUUUGCACAUGAGGGUUAAACAUGCCUGAUUUGCCCCCUUUGGAUCACGCACCAUGUAUCGUUCAAUCAGGACCUCAAGCGUGGAUCCUUAUUUCUACUUUAUGCUCCUUCGGUUUUGUCUUUUCUCCUUCUCACCUCUCGACAAUAUGCAGAUUUUUAGCGUCUUCUGAGAGUCAAAAUGUUCUCAUGAAUAAUCUCUGCGCCCGUACUCGUCUGCAAAGUUUAAAAUAGCAUUUUUCUCCUAAACUCAUCCCCCUAUCGUAACCCAAGACAAGACAGUACCUAUAAACUUUUAAUCCAGUAGACUGGUGUUACAAAACAAGAACUCAAACGUUUAGACCUGUUUUUGUUUUAGCCUUUGACUCACGGUGCUCGCUUCUGAUUCGCAGAUACCACGACAUGCCUGACGUCAUCGACUUCCUGAUACUGAGGCAGCAGUUUGAUAACGCCAGAAAGAGGCAGUGGAGUAUAGGUCAGUCAAAUUCACCAAGUCCCUGUCUGUCUCUGGUCAUUAAAUCAAAUGCUCCUUUCUUGUAAAGAUGUAAACUAACUCCUGUAUUUUCUGUGUGUGUGUGUGCAGGUGACAGGUUUCGGUCAGUGAUUGAUGACGCCUGGUGGUUCGGGACUAUUGAGAGCCAGGAGCCCUUCCAGUCUCAGUAUCCUGACAGCCUGUUCCAGUGCUACAAUGUCUGGUAGGAUUAAAGAUUAGAUGAAUUUUAAAAAAGGAGCUGAAAAAUAUAUGAACUCAAAGUGAACUCGAGGCUCAAUCCAAACUUUUUUUUAAUCAUGUGAAACUGGUGGAUUUUAGGGAGUCAUGAGGUGUGUUGCACCAAACUGAUUUUCUAGUUCCUUUACCAAAUGUUGACGCGGCUUUAACCAGCGUGACAAAACUGUACGGAUAAAAAAGGGAGCUGACAAAAAGAGUGAAGUCAAGAGGAGAAAAAAAGCAUUUCAGAGGUGUUGGGGACUAAAAAUAGAUUCAAGGACUCGUCAUUAAAUUUCAGUGUCUCAUUUUCUGUUGAAUUAAAUGUAGCCGUAGUGACUGCUCUAGAUGUCUACUAUAAUAAAUAAAUGAAUAUAUGUGCAAAUCCUAAAGACACACACACAAAAAACACGUCAUGAUUAACAAUCAACUCAUUAAAAUUAUAGUACAACUAAUCAAUCAGUCAAUAUGUGCAAAUGAAUGUUAAAGUGUCAGAGCUGCCUGUGGAGUACCUCAAGGAUCUGUGAUUGGUCCUCUUUAUAAUUUAUAUCAAUAAUAUUUGUAUUGUUAUCAAAGUUUUAAAGGCGCUGUUUUUGCAGAUAAUACAGUUUGAGCUCCAGAGGGGAAAAUUUGAAUGAACUUUCAUGCAGUGUUGAAAAUGAACUCCAUACUCUCAAAACGUUGUUAGAUGAUGAUAAAUUGUCUCUUAAUUAGGGUUUCUGCUGGGUCUUAAAAUGUGUAAAAUCCAGUAACUUGAAUUUAAGGCCUUAAAAUUUCUAAAAUUCUCUUAAAACCCCAUAAAAUGUCUUAAAUACAAAUUUGAAAGGUCUUAAAAAUGUAUUGAUGUUACUUUCAAAUAAAGAUCGAUUUGAAGUUAGUUUAAAAUGUUCCAAUUUCCCUUCAUGUCUUUUGUACUUUUUUGCCAGUAUGGAUCUUAAUUGUAUUCAUUAUGGUCUUAAAAAGUCUUAAAUUCGACUUGUUGAAACCUGCAGAAACCCUGUUAAUAUUGAGAAAAUUAAUUCAUGAAUUUUGGGAAUCAAAUCAAGCUAAAUCGAGAAGUAACAUUCGAAAUUUGUAUCCGUCUUAACAUUAAAAAAGAGAAUUUAAAACCAAAGUCCUUGGAGUUGUAGUUGAUUAUGAAUUAAAACAACAUGUUGACGAUAUGAAAGGAAAACUUCCAUGUCAAUAGCGAACAUUUAUAAGGCUUUAAAAAUAACCUUUCACUCCCUUAUCGUCCCUUAAAUGUUUUAUUUUGCGUAAUCGUCUUCUUGUUGUUUAAUUCUGGAGUGAUGCCAGUAUACAUUUAGAAACCUGUGCCUCACUUUCUGUUAAAAAAAAAAAAUGGUUGGCAUAAGAGGUAAUGAUUUACCUGUUGUUGUUUUCUUUACACUGUGGAUGUGAGCAGAUUACUUAAUGAGAUGAAAAUGUCAGCUAAACCCAAAUUAGCAUUUUGCUUCUGCCUGGGCUUGUUAACUCACUUCUUCAUACAGGCCUGUUGGCUCUGUUUAAAAAUGUCUGGACUGUGAAAGCUGCCGUAUGAUCACUGACAGAAUAAUAAAAAAAAGUAAUUUACUGUUAAAGUAACUAAAAGAUUGAAUUUCACAGUAUUUUACUGCUGAAAAAUAGUAAAACCCAGACCUGGCUCCCUUUUGUCAACUGUGGCGUUCGUCAUUUUGAGUGAAUCUGGGGCUGAGUGGGUUUAACUCUCUAAAAAUUUCAUUUAUAUGAUUUACAUGAAACAAGAGUUUGUCUUUUUGGACAAAUUCCAGGCGAAUGACCGGCUGCGAUUGUGCCGCCGACGCCUCCUCUCAGCUCAAUCAUUAACACCUCCUGGCUCCAAUCAUUCGGGACACUUGCUGAAACAGUCCUGGGUGACAGUUUGAAUUUGAAGCCAGCCAACACCGGCCUUUGUUUUGCAUUUCUUGUCUUUUGUUGUCGGCGGUAUUCCAAUUACAAACAUUAAUAAGCACAUUGUCUGGUUGAGUUAUUUCUGCUCGUCGGCGAGGAGAGCUUGUGGUCACACAGUGUCUGAAAAACCUCGCCAGAGACUCGCAGCCACUUUGAGCCGAGAUACACUGACCAUGAGAAGCACAAAAGAAAAAAAUAAGCACAAAAAGCACAAUAUGGUGAUGAGGAUUCUUGUUUUUUUUUCAGCUGGGAUAACGGGGACACGGAGAAGAUGAGUCCGUGGGAUAUGGAGCCUAUUCCUGAUGAUGGUGAGUCUCUAUAAUAAACCAAAAUUAUCAAAUUUCUGUUUCUGUCUUUGUUAUUCCGAAGUUCACAGCUUUUAUAGAUUUGUCACUUCCCUCUUCAGCCACCUUCCCAGACGAGUUGGGCACCAGCGUCCCGCUGGUCGAAGAGGAACAGAAGGAGCUGCUCUACGUCCCGCUGGACGGCGAAUGGGGCAGCCACACGCGAGAGGAGGAGUGUGAACGCAUCAUCAAAGCCAUCGACCAGCUCUGCACGCUCGGUAUGACGUCACCCGGCCUCUUUGGAGGAAUAACACUCCUAUUAUGUCAUGUAAGCGGUGAGGUGAGGUUGAGCCAGGAGGGCGCGUUUCUCGUAAAGCAGAGGCAUGACUUAACCCGACAUGAAUCACCGCUCGGAGCUUGGCAGCUGACAGGGGCUACGCUGACACGCCGAACACAUCGAGAUGCCUGCUUGAAUUCAUGUUUAAGUGAUGUAAUGUCAUAUUAUGCCCAGACUUUGUUUUACUGCAAUCCUCUCAGUGGAAAUCAGGUCUGAGAGCUCCCUCUAGUGGCAGUUUGUGGAUGAAACAGGCUGAAGCCCCCUAAAGAGAGCACGCUUAAUCCCUCUGGAGCUCUUUUUGCUUUGACACUCGACGCUGCAGUGGGAUUUAUUCGAAGGCUUUCAUGUAAAUCUAUAUUUAGAAAUAUAUAUUUGGAAUAAGUUGGAAAGUAGGAAGGUGUCAUAUAGAAAUUUGCACUUGUUCAUGCAGACUCUGAAUUUUUUGAUUUAUUUGAAAAUCAGCAAGUAAAAGUCGCUUAAACUUUUGUGUAAUCAUUUGUUUCUUUCAUCGCUCCUUAGAUGUCGCUGCCCCGUUCGCCUUCCCAGUGGACCUACAAGCUUACCCCACAUACUGCACAGUCGUGGCCUACGUCACCGACCUCAGCACCAUCCGCCAAAGGCUGGUGAACCGCUUCUACAGGUACCUCACAUCAGGCUGCAGUUUAGUGAAAGAGACGGCUCAGAUGAGACUCACUCACGCGUGUUUGUAUUUGUCUUUCAGGCGGCUGUCGUCUCUGAUGUGGGAGGUGCGCUACAUCGAACACAACGCCCAAACGUUCAACGAGCCCGGAGCGUUCAUCGUCACCACCGCCAAGUUCGUCUCUGACGUCAUGCUGCAAUUCAUUAAGUGAGUUUGCCGCUCUGUCUAAUUAAUCCGAAAGCCUGAAUGGCGGGGAGUCGACCACUCUUCAUCAUCCUGUUCAGUUUGUCUCUUAAAGCAAUCCAUUCAAAACGCAGUCAGUCAUCAUAAACUUCUGCUCACAGACAAAUGUACUGAUUUAUGAGAACAUUUGUUUGAACUGUGAAAUACUGUGUUGUCUAAUUUUGGUUUUUCUUUCAGGGACCAAAGUUUGACAGACCUCAUGCCGCUCUACAGGAACAUGAAGAAAAACAUCUUCUCUGACUCUGAAGAUGAGGUGUGUUUGCAUAUCCUCAUUUGUCCAGGUCUCAAUACAAUAAUAUCGGUGCAUGACUUCUCACUUUGCACAAGAGCCUGUCUGACAAUAUCCUGUAUUCUACUGGCUUUAUUAAAUGUCUCUCUGUAAUCUAUUAAGGACGAGGAGGAGGAGGAGGACGAAGAUACUAGCAGGCCUGGAACAUCCACACGAAACCACAAGGUAAGACGGCUAACAUGGAUUUAAAAUCCUUUUAAUAUAAUUAUCACAAUAUUUCUAGGAAACUUGAAAAUAAAACAGUAUGAUUAGUUUAAGUGAGGAGAGGCAAGGUGAGGGUGGAGCCACACAUCACUUCAGAGACUAACUUAUACGCCAUUAUCUAUAAUUCUACUGAUGAUCGUAUUUUUCAUGCUUUUUCAUGCUUUUAUUUUCUCUGUCAUGCCUUUGUUUCCUGCAUUGUUAAAUCAUGCUUUUAUUUUGAAGUAGGCUGGCUCUGUCUGAUUGACAGUUGUGAUUUCUCUCCUUUUCAGUAGGAAAUCAGCCAAUGCCUUUCUCCUAAUUCGAUUCCUCUACGAUUUUCGGAUGCCGAUUCAAUCUGCAUCGCAAUUCUACUUUAUUGUCGAUUUUCUUGAUUUUCAAGGUCCUCUCACACCGGGACCGUUUUUAUCGUGUGAUUAUUUCAGACGUAAAUUUUUUUUUUCGAACCCGUAUCCUGUCAAUACGAGCGUUCACAUCAGCGACGUUUUCCCGUCCUGCGAUAUUGCAGCAUUUAUUUUUUUGGAUCACGGUUGAUUUUUAUAAAGUUACGCAUACUGUGUGUCCACUUCUGACCAAUCAGAUUGCGUGUUGUUGCGACGUCUGAUUCACCGGUAUAUCCAACAUGGCCGACCGGCUGAUUGUUUACGUGUCGAGUGCUUUUUGAUAAAAGACACAAACAUUACAAAGAUAACAACCUGAAGGAUAGUUUGUGUGUUUUAACAGUUUGUUAAACGUCUUUGUUUUAACUUUCAUCUGUGCUAAGUAACUUUAGCUCGUAAGCUAAUCUGUUCAGAUACAACAUACCAUAUGUAUUUUCACUGUCUCAAACUCAAUCGCGUUUCUGUCACAGCACUAUUAGGUCUCGGUUGUUACCUUACGUUUAUGGAUUAUAGUUUAAUGUGCUUAUCUGGUACUGGCCCCGACUCAGUACAUGCUAUCAUGACAGACAGACAUCUCAACACUAGAGUCGAAUCAGAACUGAAAAACAGUCAGUCUGCUGUUGUGUCAGUCUUCUCACUUCCACCCGGGACACGUCUAAGUCACAAAAUUGCAUCAGGCUUGAUGUGUUUAGUCAGGUGCGUCAAAAUUCGCCUCCGAAUAUUUCGGAAUUUCACGUUGUAUAUUUGCGUCAGUCCCGGUGUGUAAGGACCUUAAGGCUGCAUUUUUAACAGUGAAACAGUUGAAUUAUUAUGAUUAUCUACUGACUAUUCCAGGAACCGUAUUUCACCAAAAAAUACACAUAAUAUCUGAGUUAGUUUUUAAGAUUUAUUGUUAAAUUUGAAAUGGAAAAAAAACGAUUUUUAAACCUAAAAAUAGAUUUAAAAAUUGUAAAACAAAAAAUCGCGAUAGUUAUGUGAAUCAAUUUUUUCUCCCGCCCCUAAUAAUUAUCAUGAUAUUUCUAGAAAACUUGAAAGUAAAACACAAUCAAUGAAAGUGAGGAGAGGCAAGAUAAGGGUGGAGCCACACAUCACUUUAUAGACUAUACUGUCUAACACAGUUAACGCUGUUUCCUAUUUCUACUGAUCAUCAUAUUUAUCAUAUUAUCUUUUUCUUUUUUACAUUAUAUUAUAUUAUCAUCAUAUUUCAUGCUUUUAUUUUGAUUUUCUCUGUCUUGCCUUUGUUUCCUGCAUUGUAAAAUCAAAAAAAUCAAAAGGAGGAAAUCAGCCAACAAGAAGGAUACAAGAAGAUGUAAACUGUGUUUAUAUCCUGAUCUAUGUCUAGAGCAGCUUAUUUAACAGUAUGCUGCCCAACACACCUCCUCAAGAAUAAAAACUAAUAGCAUCAGCAUUAUAUGAGUAAAACAUGGACGAUUAUAAGGAAAUUGUGUAAAAAAGGAGAAGAAUCAAUAAAAUUAAAACAGCCAGAGCAGUUUUUUGAGAGGGAGCUGAGCCCGAGGAGUGUUUUCGAUCCACCUGUUGAUCUACAUGCUAACUCUCACCUCCGAUCACGAACUUUGGGUCGUGACUUAAAAGGAUGUUAUCACAGAUACCAGCUGCCAAAAUGAGUUUCCCCUGAAAGGUGGGCCGGGCUCGGGUUGGAGAUUGAUUGUGGCAUUUGCAAGACUGUACCAAAGACCCCAACGGAAAUGAGCGUUCGGACUUUAAGUUAUCCAUGAAAUUGGUCUUGUUAAUUUCCUUUUUUUUUUCGCAUAGGGUGGAAGACCAAUGAAGCGCCAACUGCGGACCCGACCUCCUUCGUACAACCCUCAAGCGUGGAGGGGACGCUGUAAGGAGCUGCUGGAUCUCAUCUUUCAGUGUGAAGACUCGGAGCCCUUCAGGGAACCCGUGGACCUACAAGAGUACCCGGUACCUUCACUGCAACUCUUUGUUAUCCUUAUUUAUACUCUAACUGGACUUCUCUGGAUUAAUCCAGCUGUACAAUCUGUAGCACGAUUGGCCGCAACCAAAUCCAAAUGAAAAGUAGUUGAGAAGAAGAGUUUUAGAGAAACUCUUUCGCUGUGGGUUCACUCCACUUCAAAUAAAACUCCAAAUCUCGAGCGUCCUUACCCACUCUUCUCCUCCGCUCCUUCUCGUAAAGCCUGUAACUAAAAUAUCCCAACUACCCUCUUUUUCCUCUCAGGACUACCUGCAAAUAGUUGACUCCCCCAUGGACUUUGGCACCGUUCUCAACACGUUAACCGAGGGGAAGUACCAGUCUCCCAUCGAGGUCUGCAAAGAUGUCCGGCUCAUUUUCAGCAACUCCAAAGCUUACACGCCCAGCAAGAAGUCUCGGGUGAGAAGAAAACGAGUUUGAAAUAAACGCCUCGCCUUUUUCUAUCUUAGGAUGACGGAGGAUGUAAAUGUUGUUUUUUCCGUGUGUGCAGAUCUACAGUAUGAGUCUGCGGCUCUCUGCGCUGUUCGAAGAGCACAUCAGCCCCAUCCUGUCCGACUAUAAAGCCAUCCACGGCCUGACGGAUAAACUGACCAGACAGGGCACUGACAAACAGACGCGACACACUACAGACAGACAGACACGGCACGCCAUGAAGAGGAGGAGGAGGAGGAGCGACUCUCCGGCCAGCAGCACUGCGUCCAGGUCGAGAGAAAGACGCUUUAUUUAGAGUUUUCCUUCUUUUUGAUAUUUCAGUUAGCGUCAUUUACUGUUUCUUCCUCUUUUAUCCUGCCUCAGCCCGGAGAGGAAGAGACGUGUCUCAUCGAGGGUGACCGGGAAACGGGAGCCGACGCCACCUCCUCCUCGACCUCCAUCUCUGAGACAGAGCCUCCCCCCGAAACAGCCCCCUCAGCUGGUCAACGGGAAGGCGGACACGCCGGCCGCAGCACGAACACGGAGCUCCGCCCGCUUUUCCGCUCACACCCCACCUUCUUCGUCCAACUCGAAUAACACAACGAGCAACGCGCAGAGCUCAGCGGGUGAGACGUAGUCAUGGAAACAGCCUUUAGAAACGUCUCAUAUCGUCUUUUUCUACACUUAUGUAACUCUACCUGCUCAGUCACUGACUUUGCACUUGAGUUUCCGUUUCCUGACCGCGCGUCUUUUUACUUCUGAUUCCUUUGCAGAAUCGUCUCGCUCGCUGAGAGCUCAUAACUCCGUGUCGGCUUCAGCACCUCCAGUUCCCGAGAAGGUGACACCCUCGCCAGCGGCAGAAAGCAGCGGCGGAGGAAGCACCCGGAGAAAACUCAGGACUCCUGUCCGACUCACACCAGGUAAGAGAUCCCAAAUGAAGUGCCGCUGGACGUCUUUGUCGUAAAAGUGUAGAAUAAAGUUUAAAAAGUCUCCGUCUCCUCUCUCAGGUUCUCCUGCUAGUCCUCCCUCACAGAGCACAGUCCAUCUAAACGGCCACAGCAGUCAUGUGACCCUCGGUGUAGGAAGGAGGGGUAGAAAAUCCGGACUGGACCCUCCACUCAGUCCUCCAGAAGUCACCACUCCAGGGAGUCCCUCCAGACCUCGAGGUCGACCUCCGGGGAAGAAGAAAGGCAGAAAGAGCAAACAGGAGCUCGAGGAUGUGAGAAGGAGCACCCGCAGGAGCGCCACCCCUGACGACGAGCUCGACCAAUCAACAGGAGACGAGGGCGGGACUUCUUCGGCACAGGAAACGUCUGUGCUGUCUGAUUCCGGCAUGUCGUCACCGAGACGGCGCGGGCGUCCCCGAGCGGUUCGAACUGACGAACCCAGUCCUCCUGCUGAGUCACCCGAGCCUUCGCCUUUGAGGAGGAGCAGCAGGAGAACCAACGAGGAGAUCACGCCUCCUCCGCAGACCGCUCCUCCGAGAUCCAAUCAGAAAGAGGCGGGGGGGGAGGACGCAGGCGGGUCGAUGCGGACGCGGAACCAGGGGCGGCGGUCCGCCUGGUACAUGGAGGAGGACUCUGAGGAGGAGCAGAGACAGCUGCUGUUCGAGGACUCCUCGAUCACCUUCGGCACCUCCUCAAAGGGGCGUGUCCGGAAGUUGACGGAAAAGGCCAAAGCCAACCUGAUUGGAUGGUAGAGGAGAAGGAAAACUUAGCAGCAAAGGAUUAUGGGGUGGAGUCCAGGCAGGCUGAUCUCAGUUUAUGUACGCCUGAGGAGCUACUAGCCGUUCGACGAAGAGACGACAGCGCAGUUAGCUUUCCUCUCCUCUCGUCUAGUUAGCAUUCGGCUACGCUAACAGACGGCUUCCUGAAAACGCAUGUUCUUCUGCCCGGUCUCUUUUUCCUACAUUAUUGGUCCAUGUUGGAUCCCACAGGAGCUCGCUGACUCGUACACUCCUCUCCAGUGAAACACUUCCUCGGACGGGGCGAAUAGUACUUGAAAAAAAAAACCACACGGAGAGCUGGAUGUAUCUGAUAUCACUCUUUCUUUUUAGGGGCUCAAAGAGUCCCGUCUCGAGAGAUUUGUUGAGUCUGUAAAGAUCACAGACUGCUGGUCUAACGACGUCUCUGCUCCCUUCUUCACUGUUCCCCUUCUUUUUUUAUACAAACCCUCCUCCCCCCCCCCUGCUUUUUAUAAGAUUUGUACGUGAUGAUCGGCUCUGUUUUUGGAAGUCUUACACAUUUAUUGGCCUGAGCGUGUCCGUCUGCGCUAAAAUACCAAAUGGUGUACCUUUGUUGGUACUGUAGAUCUGUAGGUUUUGUUUACCGUCAGUGUGUACAAGUGUGUGUGUGGGUGUUAUCGUUUAUUUUGCAUGUUUAAUUAGAAAGAAAAAUCAUCUUUUUUUUUUUUUCCGGAUUUUUUUGAAAGCUGUUUUUGUCGCGUGGAGGAGAUAAAAAAGGAUGCAUGGGUGAAAGCGGUCAUUUUGAGUGAUCACGUUUCAGCGCGUCUUCAACAUUAGCAAUACCUUGUGCCUUUAUGUCUUUGGUGUGUGUGUGUGUGUGUGUGUGUGUGUGAACAAGCGUGCCCUUCAAAGUAAAGUAUGUGCCUGUGUGAUACCGAGCGUGUGCGUUUGAAGGAGUGCGUGGGUUUUUUUAAACAGUGUCAUUCACUUUCAGCGUACAAACAGUGGCAUACAGUUUGAUCGUUGUGAAAACUCAAAGAAAUGUAUUUAUAGCAGUUGAAAAAAAAAAGACUUAUUUGUUGUUGUAAAACCAUUAUUCAUGUCGAUAUAUUAUCCUAUAACCGAUCUAUCAUCAGUUCAUACCUAAGGUACAGCCAGAGGAGCUUUGAGAUGCACUUACCACAGACCGGCUAUCAAUGCAGUCAUAGGAAGUAACCCUGUGUUCGUUCUUUUGAAGCUGUUAACAUAUAAGAACAUACCUUUUAUAAAUGUUGACUUGUUUCUAUGGUGACCACACACACAAAUUUGCCCCCGCAUGUUUGAGCACUUUCUCACACCUGGAGCCCGAUCAAACUGGAUGGGACUGAGAGAGAUAGAAGUCUUCAAUUCACCUUUCUGAUUGUGUGCCUUUGCUACCCCGGCAUGUUUCAUCUUCUGUUUCUGCUUUUUGGGGCCUUCUUUCUAGUUUUCUUUGGUUCUUGGUUGGAGAGACCCGGACUUUUGGGACUGGACUUUGCUUCUUAUCCGAGAAAAAAAACAAAACAGACUGGAUACAAAAACAUAUAACAUCUCUCUCUCUUUCCUCUCUCUCUCUGUCUUUUUCUACUCACUCAACCGAAUGCCAAAUGAAGCCACGUGUGUGUUGUGGGUUUACCUGAGAAGAACUGGACAGUAGCAUCUAGAAACACAUGGGUUCUUUACUAAUAAUCACAUAUUAUCAAACAUAUAUCUCAUCUGUAUAUCAUUGUUUCUUCUUUUAUUAUUUUUGUUGUGAAUUUGUCAAUGCCAAAUUCUGUCUUAGGGCACUGAAGUUUUUCAACCAUGGCGUUUGAAUGUGUUUUAUUUCCUGGAGCAGUUUUUAUAUAAUGUGUUAACUGUUUUCUGCCUGUGUGUCCGCCAUACAGAGACAUUAUUUUAGUGGCUACGUCGGUCGGUCGGUGGAGUUAGAAUAUAAUUAACAGCUUUUUUUUUUUGUUUGUUUCAUGUGAUUUUGACCUAUAUUUACUUCAUAAAAAAAAGUUUGUUUAUAAUGUUGAUAUGAAGAGUUUUAUUCAAAAUUCAGAAAGCUUAAAACAGACACCUUUCUCCAGAAAAGAUUAUUUAGAGUGAACAUAAAAUCGUAUCAUCAGGGUUUCUACGAAAGAUAAAAAAGUUAAUGAUAUUUGACCACACAAAUAUGUAUAAUGGGGGCAAAGGUCAGCUCCUUAAAGGUACGCUUCAAAUGUUCAUAGUUAGAUAUUGUAGAGUUUAUCAUGAGUCGGCCUGGAGACAUUAAAGGGAUAUUCCGGUGUAAAAUUAAUUUAGGGUCAAACACACCGUAACACUGAGUUAGACACCCCGUCAAGAGAUGAAUGUUGCCGACCGCUUCUCUAGUUUUACAAAGUUUAGUAAUGAUCGCACAAUAGCAAUACACAGUGGUCUGAGGAGCCAUAAACAAACCUCAACCAAAACGCCACUCUAUAGCCACAAAUAAUGCUCAGAACAGCACCUAACUUCAUCAACAGUACAUAUGGGUCUUAACCAUAGCACUAGCCACCAAACAUCUUUUUAACUUUACCUAAUUUCUUUAGCAAAGAGACUAAACGCAACUCACCUACUCUCUUCCAGCAGCCGCUUGUAGCGAGACCUCAUGCCAGUCCAUCAUUUCUUCAUGGAAAUGCAAUCAGACCAAGACGCCAAGGCAGAAGAACUACCACGUCUGCAGUGCAAAAUGAUUAAUAUGGUGAUUAGUGCUUCAAGAAAAUUAUAAAUAAAUGAUCAUAAAUGUUCUUCCUUGAGCUGCGUCACCCCACUGUAGUCUAUACUGGACUGGCCCGAGGUCUCUCUACAAACAAGCGGCUGCUGGAAGAGAGUAGGCAAGUUGUGUUUUGUCUUUUUGCUUAAGAAAUUAGGCAGAGUUAAAAUAUGUUUGGUGGCUAGUACUAUGGCUGGGACCCUAUAUGUCCUGUUGAUGAAGUUAGGUGCUGUUCUGAGCAUUAUUUGUGACUAUAGAGUGGCGUUUUGGUUGAGGUUUGUGUAUGGCUCUUCAGACCACUGUGUAUUGCUAUCGUGCGGUCGUUACUAAAGUUGGUAUAACUAGGGAAGCGAGCGGUCGGCACUAUUCAUCUCUUGACGGGAUGUCUAACUCUGUGUUUACGGUGUGCUUGACCCUAAAUUAAUUUUUCGCCGGAAUAUCCCGUUAAUGAGCUUCCAAAUUUGAAGUAACUGGCUGACAAUUUGGUUUAAUGUUUACGUGGUUUGAUUUUAAAACAGCGCUUGAGAUUCUGGAUCCACUACUUUGUAGAUUACAGACACAGCAGCCAUCGUAACCCCAUUGUAACGAGAAGGGAUCAGAUUUACACAUCAAAUGCUGCAAUCAGCCCCCAACUCUUCAUCAAAACCUGUUGAUUUAACAGAGCUGAUUUAGUUAACCACGCUAGAAAUAAUGUACAACCUCUUAUCACUUCAAAGGGGCCUUAAAAGUCACUCCUUCAUAGGCAAGAAAUGGUGUAUGCAGAUUUUCAGUUAAAGUCGAGUUAAUUGAAACGUUCAGAUUCUUACUGUAAACCACCUGCGCCACAUUUCAGGAGCUCAUCUACACAUCCAUCUAACAACAGGCCUGUGCUUAUGUGUUGCAGUUGUGACCUCUGACCAGAAAAUGCAGGUCAGGGGUGUGUCUGUGUGAAAGUGUGUAUGUAUGUAUGUGUGUAUGUGUGUGAAGUGGCUGCAUGUGAGCCACUGGAGAGUAUUUUGGGGAUGUUUUCAGGGGGUAAGGGUUUGCAAAGAGCAGAAAGGGGAAGGGUGUGGGUUUGUUUUAUGUGAACUGAUCGAAGAAGACGUCUUUGUUAGUUUGGAUACUUUUAUAUAUAAAGGAAUUAAAGCAAAAAGAAGCAUAAAGCUAGAAUGUAUGUUUAGGGGAGUACUGCUGUCCUGUUAGUUCAUACCAAUAUUUUAAGUGAAUAAACAGUUGUGUUUCCAUAUCUACUUCUCUUUCAUGUUGUUGAUCGUGUCAUUAAAAGUCACUUUUUCACAUUU
Molecule: messenger RNA, 43110 nt
Organism: Xyrichtys novacula (pearly razorfish)
Lineage: Eukaryota; Metazoa; Chordata; Actinopteri; Labriformes; Labridae
Source: the annotation of a GenBank genome assembly